Fimicolochytrium jonesii is the source of this 2783-nucleotide messenger RNA. RefSeq lists its product as uncharacterized. NCBI's taxonomy places the organism in Eukaryota, Fungi, Chytridiomycota, Chytridiomycetes, Spizellomycetales, Powellomycetaceae. The record is from RefSeq and is a predicted model, not a curated record. The coding region runs from base 393 to 2783 and encodes 796 amino acids. The transcript has 5 exons.
CUCGCAUUAACUCAUGAUUCAUGAUAACUCAUGAUUAACUCUUGUUUUUUCGUUAUUUAUACGGUUUUCGCCUGCAGAUCCUUCACCCGGAAUUACGUAGCUGGUUAGCGCUCUCGCUGUUCACACCAACGACAAUCUAGAAGGAAUACGAGGAGUCGGCUUUUUCUUUCGGCUUUGUCUCCUACGAUUUGACACGAAUAUCCGCGAGAGGACAAGCUCGAAGUUGUCGCACCUUAUUGGUUGAAAAGUCGGAUUCGUUCGCUUCGAUAGGUACCACGAACAACAGAGCUUCUAAACUCCGAGCCUGAUAGCCCCGAACACCCCAUCAAGCCGACCAGUGCCUUCCAACCCACCACCAAAACCCCAACUUCCAGCCCUCGACCCAGCCCGUCAUGCCCUUCUUCCGCCCCCCCACGGUCAACCCCACAACCCAAACCCCUGGCAGCACACCCCGCCGCCGCUCCAUCAAGGACUCGACCCUCACGCACGCCGUGACCGCCAACAGCAGCGACAACGACCACCGGAUCGUGGAAGCCGGGUUGAAGAAAGACGGUGGACAUGCACUGAGCCAUGGAGGUGGAAUGCAUGGGGGGUAUCAGAACGGCGUGGCGAGGGCCGCGGAUGGGAUCCCCGAUAAGGAUGUCGUCGAUGGGUGGUUCGAUGAGAUUAUGUCCUCCCUAGUCCCUACGACCCCCACCCGCGCCCCCACUCUCCCCACGCACCUAACCACCGAAUCCAAAUGGGACCUCGUCCGCGCCUACCGCGCCAAAUCCUCCCCAGACCUCUUCUCCAAAUCCAAAUGCUCCCUUUCCCCAAUCCAUCACGCUUCCUCCCUCUCCCCCCACACCCCCCUCCCUGUCAGCCGCAGCCAAUCCCACUCUUCAAUCACCUCAACAGCGGGCAGUGACUGCAGUGGCUGGAUGGAAUGUAAGCCGGAGACGCCGCAAGCGUGGGUAGCGUUUCUGGCACGGGUGGUGAGCGAGUGUUUGGAGGAGGUUGUGGUUGGGAGGAGGGUGGUGGAGGCUGUGAGGGAGUUGCGGGUUUGUGUUUGGUGUGAGUUGCCAAGGUGGUGUGAGACGUUUUUGGAGGCGGAUGGGUUGCAAUGUAUGAGUAACCUUAUGGCGCAUCUUGCGGGCAAGCCGAGGAAACAUCCCCUAGACUGGGCCCUCCACCUCGAACUCCUCCGCAUCCUCCAAGGCCUUCUCAAACUCCCUUUAACCUUCACCUACCUCACCCGCACCCCGACCAUCAUCUGCCACCUCAACAAAACCCUCUUCGGCUGGUGGCGCGCCCACCACCACCAUGCGGACCACUACACUCGGUGCGUCGCGGGCGGGGAGAGCGGGAUACUGCUCCAGGUGGGGAGCUUAGCCGCGCCCACUGCAAGCUCCAACACCUCAGCAUCCCCCUCCAGCGCGUCACAACCGGCACCCGUCGCAGACGCACAAACCCCCGGCCGAAGAUUUUCAGUGACCCGCCGCAAACAACCCUUCCAACCCACCUCCGACACCCCCGAACCCACGCCCUACAGCCCCUCCGCGCACGCGCCACCGCUCGCCGACCGCACCCUCGGCCUGCAGCUGCUCACCACCGCGAUUGAAGGCGGCGCCUGGGACGCCUGCAUGCGCGCCCUGGAUACCGUCGCGGGGUUGAGCGAGGGGGAUAUCGAGUUCCGCUCCCCGAGCAGGUUCAUGGUGGUGCCCAACACCCUCCGCCCGUGGACGGUGACGCUCCAGCGGGUGGUCCUCGAGCGUGCCGCGCGGUGGACGGGCGCAUAUACGCGUCGUAAAGAGAUUUACGAGAAACUCAAACGGAGCAGUGGGGCCGCGGCGAAAGGGUUCUCCUCCCCCGCGCGCACCGUGUCGGCGAAGACGGGGGAGGAGGUACAUGGGAGCGAUGUAGGCGUGGUGGUGUUCCUGGAAGCGAAUGUGAGGUUCAUGGUGGGGAUGAUACGGUAUGCGCCGCCGAGCGAGCGGAGCUGGAUCCGGGGGAUGCUGUUUGAGAAGGCCGGGAUGAACGAUAUUGUUGCGAAAAUGAAAUUAUGCCCCGACCCAUCCUUCCUCACCCUCCUCGACACCAACCUCGCCCAAAUCUCCCGUCUCUGCACGCCCUUCUCCACCCACAUCCCCGCCACGGUGCCGCGCGCCGCCCCGGAAGACAUCAUCGAGCCCGCGCCCACCCACGGCGCCGUGGACCCCCGUCUCUUCGGGUUUCUGCAACACCAUCGCCAACACCGCGUGGCCUCCGAUUCGACUCACAAUCAGGAUCAGACCCAGCCUCGACAGAUCCACGCCCCGCCCAGCGAUCCCACCCCGCCCGCGGCAGCGACAGAGCCCGUGAUGCCCCGGCACGACUCGGGCCACGUCGGCCACAUCGCGCGCACACUCCACCGAUCACCCGGCCACAGGGACAUCGCCAGCAUCCUCACCGGCCACCCCACCAACACCGCAAGUGCGUAUAACCCGCCCAACCCCAUCCGCCACGUGAACGAAGUCGCCGUGAACCCGUCGACGGCGAGGAGGUGGGGGAGCGCGAUUUUGAGAGGUGACUGGACGGGGUUGGGACGGGCUUCGUCGAGUGGGGCGGGUGUUGGGACCGCCACUGCAGGCGAGGCAUCUCCCGCGCAGGUCGUGGAGGACGCAUCGUUGGAUGUGAGCGCGGUGGAUAGCGAUGGGGAUGAUUUGAGUGAGGGGGAGUGGAAUUUUGGGAUGGGGGCGCCGAGGGAGGGGGAUGGGGGGAGUGAAGGGGGGUCGGAGGAUGGGGGGCGGAGGAUGGGGGUGUGA